Paramecium tetraurelia is the source of this 383-nucleotide messenger RNA. RefSeq lists its product as uncharacterized. The transcript is spliced from 2 exons. Gene Ontology annotation, biological process: protein ubiquitination; ubiquitin-dependent protein catabolic process. NCBI's taxonomy places the organism in Eukaryota, Ciliophora, Oligohymenophorea, Peniculida, Parameciidae. The record is from RefSeq and is a predicted model, not a curated record. Gene Ontology annotation, cellular component: nucleus; cullin-RING ubiquitin ligase complex. Gene Ontology annotation, molecular function: zinc ion binding; ubiquitin protein ligase activity; cullin family protein binding.
AUGUAAACCGAAUCACAGUACCCCUAAAUAGAUGUCAAGGAAUUCAAGGCAUUUGCUGUUUGGAGAUGGAAAGCUGAACAAUUAAAUCAAAAUUGUUGUUCAUGCAAAAAAUUGAUGACUGAACCAUGCAUUGAUUGCGAAGUGAAUGAUUAGAAUGAUGAGCAAGAAAAAUGCAUUGCUGUUUAGAGUGGAAAUUGCGGUCAUGCUUUACAUCAGCAUUGCAUAAGAAAAUGGAUUCAAACCAAAAGUCAGGGUGGCACAUCAGGCACCUGUCCAAUGUGUGACUUGAUUUGGGAAAUCACAAAUGAAGUCGAAUUAUAGAAUUGACAUUCUGAGAAUCAAUAUAAUUUUACAAUUUUUAUUUUAAAUAUCUUGUAUUUAUA